Molecule: messenger RNA, 1296 nt
Organism: Vigna unguiculata (cowpea)
Lineage: Eukaryota; Viridiplantae; Streptophyta; Magnoliopsida; Fabales; Fabaceae
Product: serine acetyltransferase 4-like
Cellular component (GO): cytoplasm
Molecular function (GO): L-serine O-acetyltransferase activity
Source: RefSeq, a predicted model, not a curated record
AACACACCACUUUCCUUUUUCUCUUAUCUCAUUUUCUCUCAAUAACUAUGGCUCAUCUGAGCCACAAGACCUUGAAUUAUCUUCCUGAAACUCUGUCUGAACAUGAAGCUGAGGAAGGCCAACCUACCAGUGUUGGUUCCUUUUCGUUUUGGCCUCCUCAUCUGGAGAAAGUUUUCCCCGUUUAUGCCAUGGGAAUUCCCAACCCUGUCAUGGAUUCUUCACUUCAAAAUUCAGAUUGUUUUGAUCCUAUCUGGGAUGAUGUCAGAAGAGAAGCACAGUUAGAGGCAGAAAGAGAACCUAUUUUAAGUAGCUUCUUCUAUGCCACUAUUCUGUCUCAUGAUUGCUUGGAGCAAGCAUUAGCUUUUGCUUUGGCCAACCGACUCCAAAAGCCUACUCUUUUGGCUACUCAGCUGAUGGAUAUAUUUUCUACUGUGAUAAAGCAUGAUAAAGGUAUCCAGCAUUCGAUUCGCUUGGAUAUUCAGGCAUUUAAAGAUCGUGAUCCUGCUUGUUUGUCAUAUUGCUCAGCGCUUUUAUAUAUGAAGGGUUAUCAGUCUUUGCAAGUACAUCGAGUAGCUCAUGCUUUGUGGGGCCAGGGUCGCAAAGUUUUAGCCUUAGCUUUGCAAAGUCGAGUUAGUGAGGUUUUUGGAGUUGAUAUACAUCCAGCUGCGACAAUUGGGAAUGGAAUUUUAGUAGAUCAUGGAACAGGUGUUGUCAUUGGUGAAACUGCUAUAAUUGGAAACAGAGUUUCACUGAUGCAAGGUGUAACUUUGGGUGGCACAGGAAAGGACACAGGUGAUCGCCAUCCCAAAGUUGCAGACGGAGUGCUAAUUGGAGCUCAUGCAACUAUACUUGGGAAUUUACAAGUUGGUGAGUGUGUUAUGAUAGCUGCAGGUUCCCUUGUGUUACAAGAUGUUCCUCCUCACAGCAUUGUGGCUGGUGUACCAGCAAAGGUUAUUGGAAAGUUUAUAGUUCACUGAAAAUUUCAAGCUUCAACAAGUGCUUGGUACAUUUAUAGUUUUGGAGAAGAACUCAGUCAUGGGAAGUGUUAUUUUUAGCGUUGGAGUCUCUGAGAAAGUAAUUGUCUUUCAACCUCUGCGUUCUUGAAGGAUACAUCACCCUCUUAAUAAAUUUCAAGGAAGAAAAAAGUAUAUGAAGUUUGAACUCUCAAACUCACCAAUAAGUAGGCUUACUUAAGCUCAAAACCAGAGAAUAAUUGAUAGAAUAAUCGAAUGAUUUGUUUCAUCAGUUGUAAACUAAUAUCUCACAAGUAAAAAUGCCACCGGCACCAUUGUUAAA